UUUUACCGUUUCUUCCUCCUCAAGACGACGGCGACCGAUUCGGUCUUCUAGAAAAAUCUACCCUAUAUAUACGCGCAAAGUCGCCGCCGGCAGCACAAUGCCGCCGACGCCUGUCAAAUUGCAGUCGUGUCUGCCGUGGUGCCUGAAGGCGAAGGGAGGCGGCGGUCGGAAGGAAGCGCCGGCGAAGAAGAAGGAGGAGGAGGCUCCGAAGCAGAGCGCGUUUCAGUUCCGGAGGGUUUCGGUGUCCGAUCUGAGCUCCUCCACGCUCUCCGAGGACAUCUCUAGCUCCCUGAUCGGUUCGAAUCUCUGCAUUUUCACGGUUCAGGAGCUCCGAGUCAUCACUCACGGUUUCUCGCCAAGUAAUUUCCUCGGCAAGGGAGGAUUCGGCCAGGUCCACAAGGGCUUCGUCGAUGAUAAGAUCCGACCCGGAUUGAAGGCCCAGCCCGUCGCCGUCAAGCGCCUGGAUGUGGAUAACGGAACUCAAGGCCAGAGAGAAUGGCUGACAGAAGUGAUAUGUCUUGGGCAAAUGAGGCAUCCCCAUGUCGUGAAGCUGAUAGGGUAUUGCUGCGAAGACGAUCACAGGCUAUUGGUAUAUGAAUACAUGCCGAGAGGCAGCCUCGAGAAUCAUCUCUUUGGGAGAUAUUCUGCGUCCCUUCCAUGGUCUGCCCGGAUGAAGAUAGCCGUGGGGGCUGCAAAGGGGCUAGCCUUCCUUCAUGGAGCAUCAAAACCUGUCAUCUAUCGCGAUUUCAAAGCUUCAAACAUCUUGCUUGACUCAGAAUACAAUGCCAAGCUAUCGGAUUUCGGGUUAGCAAAGGACGGGCCUGAAGGCGACGACACGCACGUCACAACCCGAAUCAUGGGCACGCACGGGUACGCAGCGCCAGAAUACGUAAUGACUGGGCACCUGACGGCCGCGAGUGACGUGUACAGUUUCGGAGUCGUGCUGUGUGAGCUUCUCACGGGUCGGAAAUCGAUCGACAAGAGCAGACCGUCGAGAGAACAGAACUUGGUGGACUGGGCGAGGCUUCAGCUAAAGGAUCUGCGGAAGCUUCGCCGGAUAAUGGACCCCCGGCUUGAAGGCAUGUACUCCGAAGACGGGGCCCAAAAGGCCGCCGACCUGGCGUACCAAUGCCUUAGCCAGAGGUCGAGCCGAAGGCCGGCUAUGAGUGAAGUGGUCAGGGUUUUGGAGCCUUUGAAGGACUAUAAGGACGUUUCGAAUGCCACAUUUGUGUACAUAGCUCCUUCAGCUGGGAAAGGACUUGGUGUACAUAAGCAUAUAUAGUACAAAUAGUGCCUUAGUCUAGAACAACUGUCCAUUUAUUAGAAGCUUCUAUAAUGUAGAGAGAGUGUAAUUAAUUAAAUUGUGUAAUUAGGG
Cuscuta campestris is the source of this 1375-nucleotide messenger RNA. NCBI's taxonomy places the organism in Eukaryota, Viridiplantae, Streptophyta, Magnoliopsida, Solanales, Convolvulaceae. The record is from the annotation of a GenBank genome assembly.